UACCUGACUGCAAGCUGCUGGAAGAGAAAUACCCUGAAAGACGACAAAACAGCACGAUGAUGUCCUUAUACACCUUUGUCUUGUUAGCUUUGCUCAUAGAAAAAGGAACUGCUGCAUGUUAUGUACCAUCAGCUGGCUCAGGCCAGGUAUAUUGCAGUGAUCUUUUAUGCUUAGGAUCAUGCACAACAGAAAAUGGAUGCUUCUGCUCUCUUGAUGAAACCAAAACCUGCCUUCCUGCAGGCAGUACAUGCUUAGCAGCUGACAACACAUGCUGCCCUACUGGAUACUUUUGGAGCCCUACAGACGAGUGUUGCACAGACACAGUGAACUGUUUUCCGAGUUGCCAGAAUGACGAGAUUUGCCAAAAAGUUAACAAUGUGGCAACUUGUACUUGCAACACCACCAACUACAGUGGCAUGAGUACAUCAUCCCUAGUUCCCUCAGUAAAAUGUGAGUCAAGCAUAAUGACUGUAUCUGUCAGUAAAUGUCUUUUGGAAAAACUUGGGUUUGAUUCUAAUAACUUAAAGUUGAAUGAAGACUCGGAUGCUUGUACCAAUGUUUAUGCCGAGGUUAUCAAUGACAGCACCAUGAAGAGCAUUCAAGUUCUACCAAAGACUGGAUGGUGCGGGAAUGUGGUGACGACGGACUCCUCUAAAGUGUAUUAUACAAACACCCUUCAAGUCGGUAUUAAAAACAGUUCCAUCAUCACAGUGAACCCUUUAAAUGUAUCAUUUACAUGCUCCUACAAUCUUUCCAUGCAGACCAGCUUGGCUGCUGCUUUUCAUCCUGUGGUCAGCUCAGUGAACCUCACAAUAAAUGGAGAAGGCUCAAUACUUACCAGAAUGGCAGCUUAUUGGGAUCAGGCAUAUGCUAAUCCAAUUAAAGAUGGUGAAGAUGUGCCAGUUGGAUCCUUUUUUUUCCUGGGCUUGUUUUCAGAUGCUGUAGACGGGAACCAAUUUGCUCUUAGGGUAGAGAGUUGCUUUGCCACUCCUGAUGGUGUUGAAACCAAUGUCAACAAGGUGCAGCUUGUAAGUGGAGGAUGCCCAGCUAAUCAGGAGGUUUAUACAGAUGUCCAAAGUAAUGGAAAUGGUCUGGAAGCGAGAAUAAAAGUCAGCUCAUUUGCAUUUAAAGGUCAAUCCCUGGUGUAUAUAACCUGUGCCGUGCGAUUGUGUAACAAGAAUGGAACAUGCACUGGGUGUAAUUUGGCCCGUAGUGCUGAUAACAGAGAAAGUAAACUAUUAACUCUGCCGAUGAACUUCUAUGAUGAUUACACGAAUUCUGCACCUAACACAGCCUUAUCCUGGGCUGUGCUGCUUGGCUCUGUGAUGGCAUUUCUUUCCAAUAAAUUCAUCUGAAGAGACCAUUGGAUUUCACUUUACUGAGCUGAAUUUAAAUCAACCAAAUCUGAAGACUAUGUCAUAAUCAAGACUUCAUUUGGAGAAACUAAAUAUAAUUUAUUUUUUCUUCAUUGGACAUGAAUGUGUAUUUCUGCAUGGGCCAAAGACCAUAUUUGUAUCUAGUUUUCAGCACA
Molecule: messenger RNA, 1531 nt
Organism: Spea bombifrons (plains spadefoot toad)
Lineage: Eukaryota; Metazoa; Chordata; Amphibia; Anura; Pelobatidae
Product: pancreatic secretory granule membrane major glycoprotein GP2-like
Exons: 11
Coding region: 57-1355 (432 amino acids)
Cellular component (GO): cell surface
Source: RefSeq, a predicted model, not a curated record